This is a messenger RNA of Zychaea mexicana, 940 nucleotides long. RefSeq lists its product as uncharacterized. Bases 404 to 655 code for a protein of 83 amino acids. Lineage: Eukaryota; Fungi; Mucoromycota; Mucoromycetes; Mucorales; Lichtheimiaceae. The transcript has a single exon. The record is from RefSeq and is a predicted model, not a curated record.
UCCUCUUCUUCUUCUUCGUCGUCAUCAGAUGAUAGUGAUAAUUCUCCCUCGUCGACAUCGGAUGAAGCGCAAGAAUCAAAUUCUGAUGGCGCAUCUAGUGGUUCCUCAUUAGGUGGUGGACAAGUAGCUGGCAUUGUUGUUGGUGUUGUCGGCGCGGCAUUAGUGGUAUGGGUUUAAACGGAUUUGUUCGUGAAUUAGGGGGGGGAGGGAUGCGCGGAACUAGGCUGAAUUUUAUAUUGUUCUUUAGGCGGGAUUGGCUGCAUUUUUCGUGUUUGUGAAAAGACGACGGAGGGAUUCGAAAAGUGGUGGAGGUCCCGACAACGCCAACUAUUAUAAUCAGGGUGACAACAGCAAUUCCUACGUCAUUGAUGCACCACAGCCACGAUACGGUCCACCUCCGCCUAUGGCUGCUGCUGGCGGCUAUCGCAAUAUGAGCGAGCCUUAUAGCGAGCCUUACAAUGAACCCUACAAUGAUCCAUACAACAAUUCGUACAAUAAUGUUACUGCUGCCACCGCAGCACCAUACAGCGAUCCAUAUCAAAACAUGAGCAAAACAUACCAGUCUCCUGACACACCGACAACAACAGGAGCAACUUACGGUAACAUGUCAGUAUCAUCGCCGUCCACCACCGACAAACCUCAUACUGCCGCGUAACGACCUGUUAAUUUAUAUUUGCUCAUAAUCAACCAUAUUACUCUUUCAUCCAUCCAUCUUCUUUGUAUUUUACAGCUCCUUAUACUUAUAUAUUGUUAUAUUGAUAUCUCUACUAUCUCCAAAAAAAACGUAAUCAUCUUCUUUAUCCUAUAUGUGUAUUCCAUAAACUAUCUUACAGCAAAAACAGCGACGAUGAACGUCUAUAUAAAUAUGGUACAAUUAAAAAAAAACCUAAGAAAUAUCAGGAAGGAGGAGCUAUUACAAAAGAAAGAAAGAAAUAACCGG